AUGGCGCUCCGGGACGAGGAGGAGGAGCUCCACAUGGUCCACGUCGACGACCAAGACCACAAGGCCGUCAUCGGCAUCCUCUACGAGAUCGGCAACCCCGACCCUUUCUACGACCAGCUGACGGAGAAGCUGCGCGAGCUCAAGACGACGCCCACCGUGGCGGCAGGCGUGGUGGAGCUCAAGUCGCUGCAGAAGCGGACGGGGAGCUACUUCCGGUACAUGGGUUCGCUCACCACGCCGCCCUGCACGGAGAAGGUGGUGUGGAACAUUCUGGGCAAGGGCAGGGAGCUGAGCACAAAUCAUAUCUCUUUGUCUCCUCUCACGAAUGAGUGCGGUGUCUGUCGGGUGCUGGCUAGCAGGGAGUAA
Molecule: messenger RNA, 366 nt
Organism: Aegilops tauschii subsp. strangulata
Lineage: Eukaryota; Viridiplantae; Streptophyta; Magnoliopsida; Poales; Poaceae
Source: RefSeq, a predicted model, not a curated record